This is a messenger RNA of Chinchilla lanigera (long-tailed chinchilla), 15569 nucleotides long. RefSeq names its product SCO-spondin (gene Sspo). Gene Ontology annotation, molecular function: protein binding; peptidase inhibitor activity. Bases 1 to 15438 code for a protein of 5145 amino acids. Gene Ontology annotation, cellular component: extracellular matrix. The record is from RefSeq and is a predicted model, not a curated record. The transcript is spliced from 103 exons. Lineage: Eukaryota; Metazoa; Chordata; Mammalia; Rodentia; Chinchillidae.
AUGCUGCUUCCUGUCCUCCUCUUUGGGAUGCUGUGGGUUCUGGCUGAUGGGCGGUGGUGUGAGUGGACAGAGAUCAUCCACAUGGAGGAGGAAGUAGCCCCCCGUCAGGAGGACCUGGUGCCCUGCACCAGCCUCUACCAUUAUAGCCGCCUCGGCUGGCGUCUGGACCUGCCCUGGAGUGGCCACACGGGGCUCACCAGGUCCACAGCACCUGGGCUCUGUCCCAUCUACAAACCCCCUGAAACCCAGCCUGUCACCCAGAACCGGACAGUGAGGGCCUGCUGCCCAGGCUGGGGGGGCACACACUGCACUGAUGCCCUUGCUAAAGCCAACCCCGAUGGCCUCUGCUUUGCCACGUGGCAGUGCCAGCCUCUGGCAGGCUCAGCUAAUGCUUCGGCAGGAAGCCUGGAGGAGUGCUGUGCCCGGCCCUGGGGACACAGCUGGUGGGACAGCAGCUCCCAGGUCUGCCUCCACUGCUCCAACAGACACCUCCCAGGGGAUGCCUCCUCUGCAGCCCUCCUGCAGCCCCUUGCAGGGGCCGUGGGCCAGCUCUGGAGCCAGCGCCAGCGACCCUCAGCCACCUGUGCCUCUUGGUCAGGCUUCCACUACCGCACCUUUGAUGGACGCCACUACCACUUCCUGGGCCGCUGCACCUACCUGCUAGCGGGUGCUGUUGAUUCCACCUGGGCUGUCCACCUGGUGCCCGGAGGCCACUGCUCCCAGCCUGGGCACUGCCAGCUGGUCCGGGUGAUGAUGGGCUCCGAGGAUGUGCUGAUCCGGGGUGGUGCCGUCUCUGUGAAGGGACAGCUGGUACCCGAGGGGGAGUCGCGGCUGCUCCACGGACUGAGCCUGCAGUGGCAAGGGGACUGGCUGGUGCUGUCUGGGGGCCUCGGGGUCGUUGUGCGGCUGGACAGGUCCAGUUCAGUGUUGGUCUCCGUGGACCAUGAGUUCCACGGACAGACACAGGGCCUCUGUGGACUCUACAACGGCCGGCCGGAGGACGACUUCACGGAGCCGGGCGGGGCGCUGGCUGUGCUGGCUGCCACCUUCGGGAACUCCUGGAGGCUCCCUGGCUCUGAGCCUGAGUGUCCAGACGCGGUGGAGGCAACCCAGGGCUGUGAGGGCCUCGUGGAGGGUGCAAAGGCAGGCAUGGAGGCUGGCCAGCUGCGGGCUGAGGCCCGGGACGUGUGCCACCAGCUGCUGGAGGGGCUGUUCAGCCAAUGUCAUGCCCAGGUCCCUCCUGAUGAGUACCACAACACCUGCCUCUUUGCCUACUGCGCAGCAGCUGUGGCGGGCAGUAGCCAAGAGGGCCGGCGGGAGGCUGUGUGUGCCACCUUUGCCAACUUUGCCCAGGCCUGUGCCAGGCAGCACAUCCAUGUGCACUGGAGGAAGCCUGGCUUCUGUGAGCGCCUGUGCCCGGGAGGCCAGCUCUACUCCGACUGCAUCUCGUCCUGCCCAGCCAGCUGCUCCACGGUGGGCCAGGGUGAGGAGGGGCCCUGCGGAGAAGAGUGUGUGAGUGGCUGUGAGUGCCCGUCCGGGCUCUUCUGGGAUGAUACCCACUGUGUGCCUGCUGCCCACUGCCCCUGCUACCACCGGCGCAAGCGCUACGCCCCUGGCGACACUGUGUACCAACGAUGCAACCCAUGUGUGUGCCAGGAUGGCCGCUGGCAUUGUGCCCAGGCCCCAUGCCCUGCUGAAUGUGCAGUAGGUGGCGAUGGCCAUUACCUCACCUUUGAUGGACGGAGCUUUUCCUUCCGGGGUGACCCAGGCUGCCGCUACAUCCUGGUGCAGGCUCACACUCGGGAGCAACUGCUGAUCGUGCUGGAGCACGGGGCCUGCGACGCUGGGAGCUGCCUCCACGCCCUCUCUGUCUCCCUGGAGGACACCCACAUCCAGCUCAGGGGCUCAGGAGCUGUGUUGGUGGACGGGCAGGAUGUGGGCUUGCCCUGGACUGGCACUGCGGGCCUCAGUGUCUCCCGAGCCUCUUCCACCUUCCUGCUGCUGCGUUGGCCUGGGGCCCGGGUCCUCUGGGGAGUGGCUGACCCUGCGGCUUACAUCACCUUGGACCCCCGCCAUGCCCACCAGGUGCAAGGUCUGUGUGGCACCUUCACCUGGAACCAGCAGGACGACUUCUUGACGCCAGCUGGCGAUGUGGAGACCAGCAUUGCUGCCUUUGCUAGCAAGUUCCAGGUGGCAGGUGGCGGCAGGUGCCCUCCAGAGGACAGUGCUCUGCUCUCCCCCUGCAGCACCCACUCCCAGCACCUUGCUUUCGCGGAGGCAGCCUGUGCCAUCCUGCACAGCCCGGCCUUCCAGGCAUGCCACAGGCUGGUGGACAGGGAGCCCUUCCAGCUGCGCUGCUUGGCAGCCGUGUGUGGCUGUGCCCCUGGGAGAGACUGCCUGUGUCCGGUGCUCUCUGCCUAUGCACACCGCUGUGCCCAAGAGGGUGCCCUGCUGCUCUGGAGGAACCAGACCCUCUGCCAUGUUCCAUGUCCUAGUGGCCAGGAGUACCAGGAGUGUGCCCCAGCAUGUGGCCACCUCUGCGGGGAGCCAGAGGAUUGUGACAAGCUGGGCAGCUGUGUGGCUGGUUGUAACUGCCCCCCGGGGCUGCUGUGGGACCCUGAAGGCCAGUGUGUGCCCCCCGGCUUAUGCAACUGCCAACUCGGAGACCAUCGCUACAGCCCUGGCAGUGUCACCCAGAAGGACUGCAACCGCUGUGUCUGCCAGGAGCGGGGCCUCUGGAACUGCACGGCUCACCACUGCCCCCCACAGCGGGCCUUCUGCCCCCAAGAGCUUGUCUAUGCCCCCAGCGCCUGUCUCCUCACCUGCGACAGCCCUAAUGCCAACCACUCCUGCCCUUCGGGUAGCACUGACGGCUGUGUCUGUCCCCCGGGCACCGUGCUACUGGAUGAACACUGUGUGCCUCCUGACCUCUGUCCCUGCCAUCACAGUGGGCAGUGGUACCCGCCUAAUGCCACCAUCCAGGAGGACUGCAACACUUGUGUGUGCCGGGGCCGGCAAUGGCACUGCACGGGCCAGUGGUGCAGCGGGCGGUGCCAGGCGUCAGGCGCCCCCCACUACGUGACCUUUGACGGGCUGUCCCUCACCUUCCCUGGGGCCUGUGAGUACCUGCUGGUACGAGAGGCUGGCGGCCGCUUCAGCGUCUCUGCUCAGAACCUGCCCUGCGGGGCCAGCGGCCUCACCUGCACCAAGGCCCUGACCGUGCGUCUGGACAGCACCGUUGUGCACAUGCUCAGAGGCCGGGCAGUGACAGUGAAUGGGGUGACCAUAAGGCCCCCCAAGGUCUACACAGGCCCUGGCUUGAGCCUGCGCCAUGCUGGCCUCUUUCUGCUGCUGACGACACGCCUGGGCCUCAGCCUGCUCUGGGAUGGAGGUACCCGGGUCCUGGUGCAGCUGUCCCCUCACUUCCGUGGUCGUGUGGCUGGCCUGUGUGGAGACUUUGAUGGCGAUGCCAGCAAUGACCUGCGGAGCCGCCAAGGAGCCCUGGAGCCCACGGCUGAGCUGGCGGCCCACUCCUGGCGCCUCAACCCCCUGUGCCCCGAGCCAGGAGACCCGCUGCACCCCUGCACCGUGAAUGCCCACCGGGCAGCCUGGGCCCAGGCCCGCUGCGGGGCGAUGCUACAGCCGCUGUUUGCCUCGUGCCAUGCGGAGGUGCCCCCGCAGCAGCACUACGAGUGGUGUGUGUACGACGCCUGCGGCUGUGAUUCGGGGGGUGACUGUGAGUGCCUCUGCUCAGCCAUUGCCACCUAUGCGGACGAGUGUGCCAGGCGUGGGCACCGUGUGCGCUGGCGCAGCCAGGAGCUCUGCCCCCUGCAGUGCGAAGGCGGACAGGUGUACGAGGCCUGCGGCCCUGUGUGCCCCCCCACCUGCCAUGACCACCGUCCUGAGCCUGGAUGGUACUGCCAGGCCGUCUCCUGCGUGGAGGGCUGCUUCUGCCCCUCGGGGACUCUGCUGCACGGAGGAGCCUGCGUGGAGCCAGCUGCCUGUCCCUGUGAGUGGGGUGGCAGCUUCUUCCCACCGGGGACAGUGCUGCAGAAGGGCUGUGGGAACUGCACGUGCCAGGACAGUCAGUGGCGUUGCAGAGGUGACGGUGCCUCCUGUGAGGAGCUGGUGCCUCGCUGUGCAGAAGGAGAAGCUCCAUGCCAGCUCAGCGGGCACUGUGUGCCACUGGAAUGGCUUUGUGACAACCAGGACGACUGUGGCGAUGGCUCGGAUGAGGAGGGCUGUGCCACCCCAGGCUGCGGGCAGGGCCAGAUGUCUUGCCGCUCUGGCCGCUGUGUGCCCCUGGCCCUGCUCUGUGACGGGCGGGACGACUGUGGAGAUGGCACGGACGAAGAGGGCUGCCCAUGCCCCUCUGAUUCUCUGGCCUGCGCUGACGGGCGCUGCCUGCCCCUGGCCCUGCUGUGUGACGGACACCCCGACUGUCUGGACGCCGCUGAUGAAGAGUCCUGCCUGGGGCAGGCGAGCUGUGUCCCUGAGGAGCUGCCCUGCAUCGAUGGCACCUGUGUGGGCGCCUUCCAGCUGUGUGACGGAGUCUGGGACUGCCCAGAUGGAGCCGACGAGGGGCCUGGACACUGCCCCAUGCCCUCUCUGCCCAUGCCCCCUGCUGGCACCACGCCUGGCCUCUCCACGGGCUCCCUGGAAGGUGCACCAAGUCCCCUGGGCAGUGCCAGCCCUGCCCCCUGCAGCCCCUCGGAGUUCGCGUGCAGCAGCGGCGAGUGCGCCCCACGUGGCUGGCGCUGCGACCAGGAGGAGGACUGCAUGGAUGGCAGCGACGAGCUGGGCUGCGCCGAGGCCUGCGCGCCGCACCUCGUGCCCUGCGCCCGCGGGAGCGCGCACUGCCUGUCGCCGGGGCAGCUGUGCGACGGCGAGCCGCAGUGCCCGGACGGCUGGGACGAGGACCCGGAAGCCUGCGUAGGGCUGCCGGCCCCAGGAGGCCACAACGGAACAGGUGUCCCCUGCCCGGAAUACUCAUGCCCUAAUGGCAUCUGCAUUGGCUUCCAGAAGGUGUGUGACGGGCAGCCUGACUGCAAAAUGGCCCUGGGGGAGACAGAGCCCUCCCCUGAGGAGCAGGCUUGCGGAGCCUGGGGGCCCUGGAACCCAUGGGAGCCCUGCAGCCAGACCUGUGGGUCUGGGGUGCGGAGCCGGAGUCGUCGCUGCUCCCCACCCGGGCUCUCGGUGCUGCAGCGCUGCCCGGGCCCUGAGCACCAGUCUCAGGCCUGCUUUGCCGAGGCCUGCCCAGUGGAUGGUGCAUGGGGCUCCUGGUCUCCCUGGUCUCCGUGCUCUGAGCCAUGUGGGGGCACCAUGACGCGGCAACGGCAGUGCCACCCUCCCCAGAAUGGGGGCCGGGCCUGCGCCCUGCUGCCUGGGGACCCUCACAGCGUCCGAGAGACCAAGCCUUGCCCUCAGGAUGGCUGCCCCAAUGCCACCUGCUCCGGGGAGCUGGUGUUCCAGCCCUGUGCCCCCUGCCCUCUGACCUGUGAUGACGUCUCUGGCCAGGCCGUGUGCCCACCGGAGCAGCCCUGCAGCAGCCCAGGCUGCUGGUGCCCUGAAGGGCAGGUGCUGGACAGCGAAGGCCGGUGUGUGUGGCCCCGGCAGUGCCCCUGCCUGGUGGAUGGCACCCGCUACUGGCCUGGGCAGCGAAUCAAGGCUGACUGCCAGCUCUGCGUCUGCCGGGAUGGGCGGCCCCGGCGCUGCCGCCCCAAUCCAGACUGUGCUGUGAACUGUGGCUGGUCCUCCUGGUCCCCCUGGGCCGAGUGCCUGGGCCCCUGCGGGAGCCAGAGCAUCCAGUGGUCCUUCCGGAGCCCCAACAACCCCCGCCAGUCUGGCCGAGGUCGCCGGUGCCUUGGCAUCCACCGCAAGGCCCGCAGGUGCCAGGUGGAGCCAUGCCAGGGCUGCGAGCAACAGGGCCGCAUGUGGCGUGUGGGGGAGCGCUGGCGCAGGGACCCCUGUGAGGUGUGCCAGUGUCUGGACCCCAGCGCUGUACACUGCUCCCCCUACUGCCCACUGGGCAGCUGCCCCCAGGGCUGGCUUCUGGUGGAAGCAGCGGGAGACUCAUGUUGCCACUGUGUCCUGCCUGGAGAGAACCAGACAGCACCCCCCAUGGCCACUCCAGCCCCAGCUCCAGGCCCCAGCCCCCAGACUGGACCCCCUCUGGCCACCUACAUCCUGCCCCCACUGGGAGAUCCCUGCUAUUCACCCCUGGGCCUGGCCCGACCACCCAAGGGCAGCCUGAAGAUGUCACCCUCACAGCUGGAGCACCCAACCCACAUGGCCCUCCUGGGGGUUCCCACCGAGGCCCCUGGCCCUGGAGAGGACGCUCAUGCCAAGCAGCAGCCCCAGCCUCCCUACCUUCAGCUGGACCUGCUGUGGGCCCGGAACCUCACCGGCAUCAUGGUGCAGGGCACCCGUUCUUCUGAUGCUCGUAUCCCCAGCUUCUUCCUCCAGUUCAGCAGCGAUGGUCUACACUGGCAUAACUAUCGUGAUAUCCUGCCUGGCACUCUGCCUGUCCCCAAGCCUUUCCCUGGGAGCUGGGCCGACGUGGCCCCCAAGGCCUGGACAUUUGGCCGGAUGGUCCAGGCGAGGUACGUGAGGGUCUGGCCGCAUGCCAGCCACCACGGUGAAGUCAGCCGCAGCAUCUUGCAGUGGGCAGAGCUGCUGGGCUGCAGGCCAGUGUCCCCGCUAGCGCACCCGUGCCCAGGGGCCGGGCUCCGCUGUGCCAGCGGGGAGUGUGCCCCAAGCGGGGGGCCCUGCGAUGGAGCCGCAGAUUGCGAGGACAGCUCUGAUGAGGAGGGCUGUGGGCCCCUGCCCGUGGGCACCGGCGGGGUCCAUCCCACAGCCAGGACCCCAGCCUUCUCUUCCACCCAGCCCUGGGAGGGUCUGGCCGAGACUGGAUAUUGGCAUCCCAAGAAGAAGUCUCCUGCACCUUCUGGGGAGGAGAGACCAGGGAGUCCUGUCGCAGCCUCUGAGCCUCCCCACCCUCGUUCCGAGGAACCCAUGCAGACUGUGGCCACCUCAUCCACACCCGACCUUGGGCCCUUGAGCCAGCAGCCAGGAAUGGCAGCCGUGACCGUGCUGCCCCCACACCCACUGAUGCCGGUGACCCCAGCUGGCCACAACGUCACCCCCAAGCCCUUCCCACCUGUGCAGUGCAGCCCUGGGCAGGUGCCCUGCGAGGUGCUGGGCUGUGUGGAGUGGGCACAGCUCUGCGAUGGGAGGGAGGACUGCCUGGACGGCUCUGAUGAGCAGCGCUGCGUGAGCACAGAGCCCUUCACGGUGCCCACCACAGUGCUUCCUGGGCUGCCGGGUUCGAGGGCCCUCUGCUCGCCAAGCCAGCUCCGCUGUGGCAGUGGGGAGUGUCUACCAGCUGAGCGGCGCUGCGACCUGCACUCUGACUGCCAGGACGGCUCGGAUGAGGAUGCCUGUGUGGACUGCAUACUGGCAGCCUGGUCUAGCUGGAGCGGCUGCAGCCGCAGCUGUGGCCUGGGCUUCACCUUCCAGCGCCGGGAGCAGCUGCGGCCUCCCCUGCCCGGGGGCAGCUGCCUGAUGGACCAGCUGCGCAGCCAGCCCUGCUUUGUGCAGGCCUGCCCAGUGGCUGGGGCAUGGGCAGAGUGGGAGACUUGGGGCCCCUGCAGCGUCUCCUGUGGGGGUGGCCACCAGGGUCGCCGGCGGAGCUGUGUGGACCCCCCACCCAAGAAUGGCGGGGCCCCCUGCCCCGGGGCUUCCCAAGAGAGGGUGCCCUGUGGCUUGCUGCCCUGUGCAGGUGACACAGACUGCGGGCCAGGCCUUGUGCACGUGGAUGCGGAGCUAUGCCAGAAGGGGCUGGUGCCCCUGUGCCCACCCUCCUGCCUGGAUCCCGAGGCCAACGGAAGCUGCACUGGGCAGUGUGUGGAGGGGUGCCGCUGCCCCCCGGGGCUCCUCCUCCAUGACUCUCACUGCCUGCCCCUCUCCGAGUGCCCCUGCCUCGUGGGUGAGGAGCUGAGGCAGCCGGGGUCGUCCUUCCUGAUGGACAACUGCAGCCGCUGCACGUGUGAGAAGGGCGAACUGCAGUGUGAACCAGGCGGCUGCCCCCAGCCCUGCGGCUGGUCAGCCUGGUCCCCCUGGGCUCCCUGUGACCGAUCCUGUGGCCCUGGAGUGAAGGCCAGGUUCAGGUCUCCUUCCAAUCCUCCUGCGGCUUUCGGAGGUGCUCCCUGUGAGGGUGACGGCCAGGAGCUGCAGGCCUGCUACACGGAGUGUGGGUCAGAGACACCGGGCUGGACGCCCUGGACAUCCUGGUCCCCCUGCUCCCAGAGCUGCCUUGUCCCUGGAGGGGGCGCCGGUCGGCAGCGGCGUUUUCGGCUCUGCCCCAGCCCCAGGGAUGCCUGCCAUGGAGAGGCGAUCCAGGAGGAGCCCUGCAGCCCCCCUCCGUGCCCAGUGCAGAGCAGCUGGGGUCUGUGGGCUUCCUGGUCCGCCUGCUCAGCGUCCUGCGGUGGAGGUGUGCAGACCCGUGGGCGCAGCUGCAGUGGUCCAGCCCCUGAGCACCCUGUGUGCCAGGGACCCCAUAGUCAGACCAGAGACUGUAACACACAGCUCUGCACAGCUCAGUGCCCCAGCGACAUGGUGUUCCGUUCAGCAGAGCAGUGUCACCAGGAGGGGGGUCCGUGCCCUCAGCUGUGCCUGGCGCAGGACCCUGGGGUGGAGUGCACGGGCGUUUGUGCCCCCAGCUGUGCCUGCCCCCCUGGCCUCUUUCUGCACAACACCAGCUGCCUGCCCCGCACCCAGUGCCCCUGCCAGCUGCGCGGGCAGCUCUAUGCACCUGGAGCCGUGGCUCAUCUGGACGCCUGCAACAACUGCACCUGUGUCUCUGGUGAGAUGGUGUGCACUUCGGAGCCCUGCCCAGUGGCCUGUGGCUGGAGUCCCUGGACCCCGUGGAGUCCCUGCAGCCGCAGCUGCGAUGUGGGCAUUCAGCGACGCUUCCGGACAGGCACUGCACCCCCAGCUGCCUUUGGGGGUGCUGAGUGCCAGGGCCCCGACAUGGAAGCUGAAUUCUGCAGUCUGCAGCCAUGUCAAGGUCCUGGUGGGGCGUGGGGUCCCUGGACUCAGUGCUCCGUGCCCUGCGGCGGUGGCUACCGGAACCGCACCCGAGGCGGUGGCCCACACGGCCCUGUGGAAUUCUCCACCUGCAGCCUGCAGCCCUGCGCAGGGCCAGUGCCGGGUGUGUGUCCCAGGGGACAGCGGUGGCAGGACUGUGCCCAGGGCCCUGCCUCCUGUGCAGAGCUCAGCUCCUUGGGACAGGCUAACCAGACCUGCCACCCUGGCUGCUACUGCCCUCCCAGGAUGCUCCUGCUGAACAGCGUGUGUGUGCCCACCCAGGACUGCCCCUGUACCCACAGGGGCCACCUUUACCCCGCAGGCGGUGCUGUGCUGAGUCCGUGUGAAAACUGCUCCUGUGUCUCUGGACUCAUCACCAACUGCACUUCCAGGCCUUGUGAGGAGGGCCAGCCCGAAUGGUCUCCUUGGACCCCCUGGAGUGAAUGCUCAGCCUCCUGUGGCCCUGCCCGCCGCCACCGACACCACUUCUGCUCCAGCACCCCCAGUGUGGCACCAUCCAGCCAGGCUCUGCUGCACGCCUCAGCUGCCCCCACACCCCUCUGCCCGGGACCCGAGGCCGAGGAGGAGCCGUGCCUCCUGCCCGCCUGUGACCGAGCAGGGGGCUGGGGGCCUUGGGGACCCUGGUCCAGCUGCAGUCGGAGCUGUGGAGGAGGCCUGCGCAGCCGGACCCGAGCCUGUGACCAGCCGCCACCUGAGGGCCUGGGGCUUUUCUGCGAGGGGCCUCAGGCCCAGGGGGAAACCUGCCAGGCUCAGCCAUGCCCAGUGACCAACUGCACCGCCAUCGAAGGGGCCAAGUUCAGCCCCUGUGGCCCUCCCUGCCCCCACUCCUGUGACGACCUUGUGCACUGUGUUUGGCGCUGUCAGCCCGGCUGCUACUGUCCCCGGGGCCAGGUGCUGAGUGCCGAUGGGACCAUCUGCGUGCAUCCCGGUCACUGCGGCUGCCUGGACCUGCUGACUGGGGAGCGGCACCGUCCAGGCACCCAGUUGGCCAGGCCUGACGGCUGCAACCACUGCACCUGCUUGGAGGGGAGGCUCAACUGCACAGACCUGCCCUGCCCAGUGCCCGGAAGCUGGUGCUUGUGGUCAGAGUGGGCAGCGUGCUCCCAACCCUGCAGGGGCCAGGCAAGGACCCGCUCCAGGGCCUGUGCCUGCCCGACCCCUCAGCAUGGUGGUGCUCCGUGCCCUGGGGGAGCAGAGGCCCAGGGUCAGAGGGAGGCCUGCCCCAGCUCUACCGCAUGUCCAGUGGAUGGAGCCUGGAGCCCUUGGGGUCCAUGGUCUUCUUGCAAUGUGUGCCUGGGGCAGUCCCAGCGGAGGCGAGUGUGCACCCAGCCACCCAGCUCCGAGGGAGGCAGGCCGUGCCCUGGGGCCCAUGAGCAGAGUCGCCCAUGUUGGAAUAACUCCACAGAGUGCACAGACUGUGGAGGUGGCCAGGAUCUACUGCCCUGUGGGCAGCCUUGCCCCCGCUCCUGCCGGGACCUGUCCCCCGCGAGUGUGUGCCAGCCAGGCCCCGUGAGGUGCCAGCCCAGCUGCGGAUGUCCCCCAGGCCAGCUCAGCCAGGACGGGCUCUGUGUGCUCCCAGCCCUCUGCCACUGCCAGUAUCAGCCUGGAGCCAUGGGGAUCCCUGAGAACCACAGCCAGUCAGCAGGGUCUUGGCUCAGCUCCUGGGAAAGUCUGGAACCUGGAGAGGUGGUGACCGGGCUGUGUGACAACUGCAUCUGUGUGGCGGGCACCCUGAAGUGCCAGGAGGUGCCCAGCUGCCCUGGUGCUGGCGUGUGGGGGGCCUGGGGCCCCUGGGAGGACUGCAGCGUUUCCUGUGGGGGAGGGGAGCAGUUGCGCUCCCGGCUCUGCCCCCGACCCCCCUGCCCUGGACUGGCCCGGCAGAGCCGCACCUGCCACACCCAGGUCUGCAGAGACGCAGGCUGCCCCGCUGGCCGUCUGUACCGUGAAUGCCAGCCCAGCGAGGGAUGCCCCUUCUCCUGUGCCCACAUCAUGGGGCAGGUGGCCUGCUUCUCCAACAGCUGUGAGGAGGGCUGCCACUGUCCCGAGGGCACCUUGCAGCACCGCUCGGCCUGUGUCCAGGAGUGCCCCUGUGUGCUGACAGCACUGCUGCUGCAGGAACUGGGAGCCCCCAGCACCGAGCCUGGGACGUCCCCAUUCUUUCUGGGAGAGGACGGUCAGCACUUUGGGCCUGGAGAGGAGUUGGACCCGGGCCAGAUGUUUCGAACCGGCUGCAGGAACUGCUCCUGUGUGCAUGGGAAGCUGUCCUGCUCCCCAGACAACUGCUCCCAGGCUGAGGGCGGCUUUGGCCCCUGGGGCCCUUGGGGCCCGUGCUCCCGCUCCUGUGGCCAGCUGGGGACCCGGAGCCGCAGCCGCCAGUGCAUGCGCCCCACACCUGCUUCAGGGGGCCAGGGCUGCCUGGGGCCCAGACAGGACCUGGAGGACUGCCACAGCCCGGACUGCCCCGGGGCUGCAGGGUCCACGGUGGAGCCAGUGACAGCCCUUCCAGCUGGCUGGGGCCUAUGGUCGCCGUGGUCCCCCUGCUCCCGCAGCUGCACAGACCCCGCCCGCCCUGCGUGGCGCAGCCGCCUGCGCCCCUGCCUGGCUAACUGCACUGUGGGGGAGCCCACACAGGAGCGUCCCUGCAACCUGCCCUCCUGCACAGAGCUGCCCCUGUGCCCUGGCCCUGGCUGUGGGCCAGAGAACUGUUCCUGGACUCCCUGGGCCCCGUGGGAGCCGUGCUCCCGCAGCUGUGGGGUGGGCCAACAGCGUCGCCUGAGAGCGUACCGUCCCCCUGGGCCCGGUGGACACUGGUGCCCGGACAUCCUUACUGCCUACCAGGAGCACCGCUUUUGCAACCUGCGUGCUUGCCCAGUGCCAGGGGGCUGGUCACGCUGGAGCCCCUGGUCCUGGUGUGACCGGAGUUGUGGAGGGGGACGGUCUGUGAGGAGCCGGAGCUGUUCAAGCCCCCCACCCAAGAAUGGGGGUGUCUCCUGUGUCGGCGAGAGGCAUCACAGCCGGGUCUGCAAUCCCAUGCCCUGUGAGGAGGGCUGCCCAGCAGGCAUGGAGCUGGUCACCUGUGCCAACCGCUGCCCCCGCCGCUGCUCAGACUUGCAGGAUGGAGCGGUGUGUGAGGACCACCAAGUCUGCCAGCAAGGCUGCCGGUGCCCCGAGGGGUCCCUGGAGCAGGAUGGCAGCUGUGUGCCACUCCGAUACUGCGAGUGCACAGAUGCCCAGGGCCAUAGCUGGGCCCCAGGGAGCCGGCACCAAGAUGCCUGCAACAACUGCUCCUGCCAGGCUGGGCGCCUCUCCUGCACGGCCCUGUCCUGCCCACCACCCGCCCACUGUGCCUGGAGCCACUGGUCAGCCUGGAGUUCCUGCAGCCACUCGUGCGGGCCUGGAGGACAGCAGAGCCGCUUCCGGUCCUCCACAUCGGGCUCGUGGGCCCCAGAAUGCAGAGAGGAGCAGUCCCAGAGCCAGCCAUGCCCACAACCCCCGUGCCCACCUCUGUGCCUGCAGGGCGCCCGCCCCCGAAGCCUGGGGGACAGCUGGCUUCAGGGAGAGUGUCAGCUGUGCUCCUGUACCCCAGAAGGCGUGAUCUGUGACAACACCAAGUGUGCAGUGCCCAGCGGCUGGACGCUGUGGUCUCCUUGGUCCGACUGCCCUGUCUCCUGUGGAGGUGGGCGCCGGGUCCGCACCCGGACCUGCACGGUGUUGGGCGCUCAGCGCAAGGAGCCACCCUGCCCGGGCUCUGACACCCAAACCCAGCCCUGUGGGCAGCAGCCAUGUCUGCGGCUGGGGGACACCUGUUCCUGGGGCCCAUGGGGGCCCUGUUCUCAUACCUGCGGCCCCGGCCUGACCUCUCGUUCUGGCUCCUGCCCUUGCCCACUAGCCGAGGCUGACCCCACGUGCAAUGGCACUGUCGUACGCCUGGAUACCCAGGCCUGCUACCCAGGGCCCUGCUCGGAGGAGUGCGUGUGGAGUGGCUGGAGCAGCUGGACACGCUGCUCCUGCCAGGUACCUGUGCAGCAGCGCUACCGCCAUCAGGGACCAGCACCCGGCCGGGCGGCUGAGGGACCCCCCUGCACACGGCUGGACGGCCACUUCCGACCGUGCCCCAUCGGCAACUGCUCGGAGGACAGCUGCACGCCGCCCUUUGAGUUCCAGGCCUGUGGCUCUGCCUGUGCUGGACUCUGUGCCACACACCAGAGCCUUCAUCUCUGCCAGGACCUGCCACCCUGCCAGCCUGGCUGCUACUGCCCCAGGGGGCUGCUGGAGCAGGCAGGGGGCUGCGUCCCCCCAGAGCAGUGUAACUGCUGGCACACCUCGGGAGAGGGAGGCGAGGUGACCCUGGCUCCCGGGGAACAUCUGCAGCUGGGCUGUAAGGAAUGUGAGUGCCAACACGGAGAGCUGCGAUGCACGAGCCGGGGCUGCGAAGGUCUUCUGCCUCUGAGUGACUGGUCUGAGUGGUCGCCCUGUGGGCCCUGCCUGCCCCGAAGCACCCUGGCCGCUGCCUCCAGGGCCACUCUGGAGGAGCGCUGGCCUCUGGACACAGCAGGCUUCUUUCCAACCUCGGCUCCCCUGCUGGCCUCAGAGCAGUAUCGCCACCGCCUCUGUCUGGACCCUGAGACAGGAUGGCCCUGGGCUGGAGACCCUCGUCUGUGCACUGCACCCCUGAGCCAGCAGCGCCUCUGCCCUGACCCUGAAGCCUGCCUUGACCCAUGUCAGUGGACUCCCUGGGGGCCCUGGAGCCCCUGCCCGGUGCCCUGCAGUGGGGGAUUCCAGCUGCGCUGGAGAAAGUCAGGAGGCCCUCCUUUAAGAGCCUGCCAGGGGCCUUGGGCUCAGACCAAGAGCUGCAAUAUGGGGUCCUGCCCAGGAGAGAGCUGUGAGACCCGGGGCACCGUGCUCACCCUUGACUGUGCCAACCAGUGCCCUCGUAGCUGUACCGACCUCUGGGACCACGUGCAGUGUCUGCAGGGACCCUGCCACCCAGGCUGCCGCUGCCCCCCGGGCCAGCUGAUACAGGAUGGGCGCUGUGUGCCCAUCUCCUCCUGCCGCUGUGGCCUCCCUAGUGCCAAUGCCUCAUGGGAGUUGGCCCCGGCUCAGGCAGUGCAGCUGGACUGCCACAACUGCACCUGCGUCAACGGGUCCCUGGCAUGCCCAGACCUUGCGUGCCCACUCUUGGGGCCGUGGUCAGCCUGGAGCAGGUGCUCAGCUGUCUGUGGUGGGGGCAUCAAGGAACGCCGUCGGAGCUGCAUGGGGCAUCCUGGGGCAGCACCAUGCCACGCCCAGGACACAGAGCAACAGCAAGAGUGUAACCUGCAGCGCUGCCCUGAGUGCCCCCCCGGGCAGGUGCUCAGCACCUGUGCUACCUCCUGCCCAAGGCUCUGCUUGCACCUGCAGCCGGGCACCGUCUGUGUGGAGGAACCCUGCCAGCCUGGAUGUGGCUGCCCUGAAGGGCAGCUGCUGCACAAUGGCACAUGCGUGCCCCCUGCCACCUGCCCCUGCACCCAGCGCUCCCUGCCCUGGGGCCUCAGCCUGACCCCUGAAGAGCUGGCUCAGGAGCUGCCCCCAGGGACUGUGCUCACCCAGAACUGCACCCACUGUGUCUGCCAACAUGGUACCUUCAACUGCUCCCUCGCUGACUGCCCGGAGUGUCCCCCUGGGGAAAAGUGGCAGCAGGUAUCCCCGGGGGAGCAGGGGCGCUGCGAGCGGACAUGCCAGGAGACAAAUGCCACAGAGGCUCAGAGCAACUGCAGUGUGCCACAGGCUCCGGGCUGCGUGUGCCAGCAAGGACACUUCCGGAGCCAGGCAGGCUCCUGCGUCCCUGCAGAGCUCUGCGAGUGCUGGCAUCUCGGGCGUCCCCACUUGCCCGGGUCCGAGUGGCAGGAGGGCUGUGACAGCUGUCGCUGUCUGAGAGGGACAAGUGUCUGUGCCCAGCUCUGCCCUCGCCUCACCUGUGCUCAGGGUGAGACGCUGGUGCAGGAGCCAGGGAGCUGUUGUCCCAUUUGCAGGCAGGAGACUCUCGAGGAGAAGCCGGCCUCCUGCCAGCACCUCACUGAGCUUCGCAACCUUACCAAGGGGCCCUGCCACCUGGACCAGGUAGAAGUGAGCUACUGCAGUGGGCACUGCCUGUCCAGCACCAAUGUCAUGGCUGAGGAGCCGUACCUCCAGAGCCAGUGUGACUGCUGCAGCUACCGCCUGGACCCGGACAGCCCCGUAAGGAUCCUGCACCUGCGCUGUACCGACGGCAGCACGGAGCCCGCGGUGCUGCCUGUGAUCCACAGCUGCCAGUGCAGCCCUUGCCAGGGAGGUGAUUUCUCAAAGCACUGACAGGCUCCGCUGGAUGUGUCCAUUGCUGUCCUUCUGUGAUCAUAAGGUUCUUCGCACUAAUCGGCUCCUUCAGUACCCGACCCGAGACCCAUGCCUGGCAUUAGAUGUCCCAAAUAAAGUGACUGAGCCAC